This is a messenger RNA of Panicum virgatum (switchgrass), 2815 nucleotides long. Its product is annotated as E3 ubiquitin-protein ligase RDUF1-like. Lineage: Eukaryota; Viridiplantae; Streptophyta; Magnoliopsida; Poales; Poaceae. Bases 2008 to 2583 code for a protein of 191 amino acids. The transcript is spliced from 5 exons. The record is from RefSeq and is a predicted model, not a curated record.
UUCGAAUCGUGGGGGCGACUUUUUCUCCCGUAGCUUCUUUUUUUUCCUCCCCGGUGCGCCCCCGCCCUAGCCGCCGCUCGCCUGCGCCGGCCGGCGGUCGCCCUCGCUCCCAUCGCGCGCGGCGCCUGGGCGAAGCACCGCCCGAGCUCCCGCUCGCUCCUUUCUCCCCCAACCUCGAGCACAGGCACCUCCGGGCUCGUCGGCCCCUCACGCCCCACCCGCGAGCGUGGCGCCUCCAAGCUCAACGGCGGGGACAGCUGCCUCUGGGCUCCACGGCUUUUUCGCCUCCCGCGCGCCCCACGGCUCUCCGCGCGAGGUCCACGGCCACCGCGCCGCUCACCGCCGACGAAGAUCCGUGCCGGGAUUCCAUCUUCCCCUCGCUCUCCGGCCUCCGAGCGCACCGGAUGGUGGGCCCCUCCGGCCUCCCCCAGCGCUCCGCGGCUCCCCUACGCGAGGCCCACGGCGCCUGCCGGCUCCGAGCAGUCGGCGCCUCCAAGCUCCUCCACCCCCACCCCCGACUCGAUCUGUGAUGGUGUUGCUGUGGCCAGCUUGCUUAAUACAACUCUUGUGAUCCCUGGUACACCUGCAGAUAAGUACACCUGCAGGCACUAACAAAUCUAUGGAUAGGGGUUCUUGUGGUGCAGUCAUCAAGUCUGCAAUGUGUUUAUUUUUCCAUAUACAAUGCACUGUUUUUGCUGCUCCAUUGAUCCAUGUUUUAUUGAUAGAUCUUGACAAUCCAAGCAUUGUUUGUUGUAUACAAAAAAAAAUAGAGUCAUGAUUGGAGUGUUUUGAUUGGUGUUAAAUUUUGCAUGGUUAUCUGAUAAUUAGGAUGGUGCAGACUUCAUUGCAUAUAUAUUUUUUUUGUCAGUACAAUGACCUAGGAAGCUCAAUGAUGCUUGGCUUGUGCUUGAGGACGAUCUUUGUGUCCAGGGAAUCCUCUUAAAGUUCUUUUACAUCUGCUAUUUUAAUCCUCUUAAAAACUGAAAAUCUCAUUUCUACCUGAGAAACUCCCUUAUACAUCCACACCAGAAAAAAGCCCAAGCAAGGCUCUUGGUUCAGUUCACCCAACAAUGGGCGCAGCUGAGGACAAAGGCAGUCUAAGCCCAGAGGAGCAGUCGUGCCAUCCUCUCCUCACAACUGCCAACUGCUUGGUUGCCGUGAUUCUUUUUGGCAAAUUUCUCUCAGUUGUGAGUUCUUCUGUUUCACGUUUUCUGAUAUGAUGCUAAUGCCAUAUGUUUGCUAGGUGAUUACAAGGACAUGGAGAGCAACAAACGGACAGCAGGAGACACUUGUUGGUUCCGAUCAAAAGCUACAAAUUAUUAGUACGGAUGCUCCAUUCUUGAGACCAUGCAAAAAUGUCCUGAAAUUUACUCUUGGAACAUAUCAGUCUAUUUGGUUAUUAAUUUCAUGCACAAUUGGAAUGGUAAACGCUUGCCAUUAAUAUCUAUGAAUGGAGAUACAUUAAGGAACCAAUUUUUAAUUGAUCUACUGAAGUUCAAAGGGAAUGAAGCUAAAGAUAAUAUACCUCAAGACAUUCAAGAAGUUCUAAAUCGUUUGUGAUUUUACUCUAUGGAUGUGUUUGUGUAAUUAAUCAACAUAAUAACUGUCCUUUGUGUGUAGCAUAUAUUUCUCAAUUUGGACUAUAUGGAUCAUGUGUUAUUUGGUGUACGUCUGAAAUUUAUCCGUAGUGUUAGCACGGGCACCUUAGUAGUAUAGAAAUGGAUAGAUAGAUAGAUAGGAUAUGUUGCAGGAGUUCAUGGCUUCGGGUUAAGCUUCCCUUAAACCCGUGCAACCCGCAUCGCUUACAGCCUCCGAUAUUUUUGAGCGGAAUUCCUUUUUGAGCUGAAAUCACCAAAAGUGUCCGUGCCGGCCCAGAAUCGGAUUCGAUGUGUUGGCGUUUCUCCGAGCCGGAGUCCAAUUGCAACCCAUAUAAUAUGUUGGGCUCGGCCGCUUGGAUGUAACGUCAAUUUCUUCGCUCCUCAGAAUUUAGAUCGCUUGGCGUUGACGAUGCCUGGCACCACCAGCGGCAUGGAGGCGUCUUUCUGGUGCUACGCAUGCAGCCGCCUCCGUCGACCCGGCGCCCAGGCCGUCGCCGGCUGCACCCGCUGCGGCCUCCCCGUCGCCGCGCUGGAGGGCAUCGUCGGCGUCGUGGACGCCGGCGCGUUCUUGCACGCCUGCCACCCGGAGGCCGGUCUCCGGACCCCCGCGCCCCUGCCCACCGUCACGGUCCGCGGCGCGGGGCGCGACUGCGCCGUGUGCAUGGAGGAGCUGAAGCCCGGCGAGAGCGCGGCCGUCACGCCGUGCGAGCACGUAUACCACCCGCAGUGCGUCGCGCCGUGGCUCGAGGCCAGGGGCACCUGCCCGCUCUGCCGGGCUCCCGUCGGCGGCGCCGGCGACCGCGACGGCCUCGUCGCGUGCCAUCUCCCCGGCGGCCGGAUCGGCCUCGGCCGGCGUGUCGCCGGGCGCGUCUACGAGGUCAGGAUCCUCGACGAGGACGGGAAGCUCGUGCGGCCCCGCGUGGUGCAGCGCGGGUUCAAGGGGGUGCGCCUCCGCCUCCGCGCCAGGAUGGCAGUAGGACUAUAGGAAGGAGCACUGGAUCGCCGCGACCUCGCGGUCGUGGCGGAUGUACAGUGAGUACAGCACUACAGCAGCGCAUUCGUGUGCCGAGUUCAGCUGAUGCUCCUUUGCUAGAGAUAUUUCAGCAAGUAUUUUAAUGUAUUUGAUUACGCAUUCACUCAGUACUGAUGACUGUAAUAGCCAACGUAAACUCCUACUGGAAAAGAAUUGAACAAGCUGUGAACUUUCUUAUUGUCAA